Molecule: messenger RNA, 216 nt
Organism: Clunio marinus
Lineage: Eukaryota; Metazoa; Arthropoda; Insecta; Diptera; Chironomidae
Source: the annotation of a GenBank genome assembly
AUGUGGAGCGAGACUCAAAGCAACAAACCAAAAGGAAAUGAGAUUGGAGAUGAUGAAAAACUAACAUUAAGCCGCUUUUCUUCUUGUGGAAGUAAAACCAGCAUGGAAUCGGUUUUCAAAGGGCGAAAUAAAAAGCGAGUCAGUCAAUUUGUUGUGAAACUAGACCAUGGAGAACAUGUUUUGGGACGAACGGAACAAGCAUUAGUUGUGGCGUGA